Molecule: messenger RNA, 249 nt
Organism: Linnemannia hyalina
Lineage: Eukaryota; Fungi; Mortierellomycota; Mortierellomycetes; Mortierellales; Mortierellaceae
Source: the annotation of a GenBank genome assembly
AUGGUUGAAAUCGUAUGGACGACUUACAUGCAGCGCGAUCUCAUGGCGGCCUUCGAUAUGUACAAUUUGGUCCAGAACUACUUCCUGCAUCAACAACACCCACUUUAUCUUCAGCCUGUUGAUGAAGAUGGACACUACCCGUGGAUGGAGGAGGACAGCAACCCGACAAGCCCUGCGGACGAUCGAGCUCUUAAGAGGGAGGCCCCUACGGAUAGGAUCGAUCCCUGUCCUGCCAACAAGGGUGCAUAG